This is a messenger RNA of Raphanus sativus (radish), 1488 nucleotides long. Its product is annotated as probable galacturonosyltransferase-like 9. Gene Ontology annotation, cellular component: Golgi apparatus. NCBI's taxonomy places the organism in Eukaryota, Viridiplantae, Streptophyta, Magnoliopsida, Brassicales, Brassicaceae. The record is from RefSeq and is a predicted model, not a curated record. The transcript has a single exon. Gene Ontology annotation, molecular function: glycosyltransferase activity. Bases 153 to 1322 code for a protein of 389 amino acids.
UCUUCUUACCCUCUCUCUACGUUCUUGAAGUAAAUUAUUUAGUCCUAAAAACUUCACACUUCUUAACUCAGUGUAGAGGAGAAAGAAAGACACAGAUCUUCACUUUAAACUCGAAGACUCAUCGGAGUCGAGAAAAAACGCGUUUUCCGACAAUGCGGUUGCGUUUUCCGACCAAACCCGCGGUUCCACCGCUCCUCGCCGUCUUUCUUAUGUUCCUCUCUCACUCCGCCGUCGGAAUACGGAACAUUCCGGUAAGAAUCACCUCCGUCGGCGUCGAGAGCGGAUUCGACGCCGCACAGUUCUCGGAAGCUCCGGAGUACCGAAACGGCAAGGAGUGCGCAUCCCAAUCAUCGAACAGAGAGAACUUCGUGUCGUCCUGCGACCCUUCCCUCGUCCACGUCGCGAUGACCCUCGACUCGGAGUACCUCCGUGGCUCGAUCGCCGCCGUCCACUCCGUCCUCCGCCACGCCUCCUGCCCGGAGAACGUCUUCCUCCACUUCGUCGCCGCGGAGUUCGACCCGGCGAGCCCUCGCGUCCUGAGCCAGCUCGUCCGCUCGACGUUCCCGUCGCUGAGCUUCAAGGUCUACGUCUUCCGGGAAGACGCCGUCAUCAACCUCAUCUCGUCGUCGAUCAGGCAGGCCCUCGAGAGCCCCUUGAACUACGCGCGGAGCUACCUCGGAGAUAUUCUUGACCCGUGCGUCGACCGGGUCAUCUACCUCGACUCCGACGUCGUCGUGGUCGACGACAUCACCAAGCUAUGGAGCACGAGGCUGACGGGUUCGAGAGCCAUCGGAGCUCCGGAGUAUUGCCACGCGAACUUCACGAAAUACUUCACGUCGGGUUUCUGGUCCGACCCGGGUUUGUCCGGGUCGUUCUCGGGUCGGAAGCCGUGCUAUUUCAACACGGGAGUGAUGGUGAUGGAUCUGGUGAGGUGGAGGGAAGGGAGCUACAGGGAGAAGAUCGAGACGUGGAUGCAGAUACAGAAGAAGCGGAGGAUCUACGAGUUGGGUUCGUUGCCUCCUUUCCUUUUGGUGUUUGCGGGGGACGUUGAAGCGAUUGAUCAUAGGUGGAACCAGCAUGGAUUGGGAGGAGACAACGUGCGAGGGAGCUGUAGGUCUUUGCAUAAAGGACCGGUGAGUUUGUUGCAUUGGAGUGGGAAAGGGAAGCCGUGGGUUAGGCUUGAUGAGAAGAGACCGUGUCCUUUGGAUCAUCUUUGGGAGCCGUAUGAUUUGUAUGAGCACAAGAUCGAUAGAGCUAAAGAUCAGGCUUUGCUUGGGUUCUCUUCUUUGUCCGAGUUAACAGAAGAUUCAAGCUUUUUGUAAGAGUAUGUGUGUGUAAGUCCAACAUUAUUUUACUUCGUUUUGUUAUCACAAUACUGUCUUGAUUGAGCAAUUGAUGUACAAACUUGAUUAGUGAGAGAUAGAGUCUGAGGAUUAGAUAAGUUUUGUAAACCUUUGCAUAAGAAAUCUCAGUUUCUCUGUUGAGUUA